ACCCCUAACUCGAGUACCCCUAACUCGAGGAGGUAAAGAGGCUGCUUCCGAAAGACCGUCAGGUCAAGUGCAGCAAUCAAGUAGUUAUGAAAAAGGCAAUACGGCAGUGACCUUGAUUAUAUACUAAAAGAAACUUCGUAAUAAUACAACAAGCAGUUUUUAUUUAACUAUAGUAUGAGAAUCCUACAAGAAGCUGUUCCCGGCUACUUACCAGCAUCAUGUCUUCAACUUAAUCUGUAAUGCAACAUUUCAUUGGAUCAAUCUGAAAUUAUUCCGCUACAUUUAUAAGUUUCCGUAUCUCAUGCUUCUCUUUUCUGUAAGUUUCGGUUGGGAAAGUAAUUACUUGUGAGUUCUAAUUCCUGUUCCUGCAGAUCUAGCCUAUGACUGUGAUUUCCAUAAAAAUAGUUCCCGAAUUUUUCAAAUCACAAUAGAAACAAUAGUGAAAUGUGAAAGUCAAUGUACUGUAAUUGUUAGAUGCAAGUGGAAGGAUGCCUUUCUUCAGAGAAUCUUCCGAGAGAACAAGGAAACCAUACUCCUGGAUCAUCUCUCUGCUCUUGUAAUUUUUAGAGUUAUGAGGAAACUGAGUUGGAACCAAAUACUUGACUCAAGUAUUUGGAGAUGACUAAAAUAACUUACUAAUAAGGUUAUUCCAUAAGUAGCUGACCCAAAUACUUGACCAACAUUAAACAAGUAAAUCCGAAAUUUGUGAGAUCAUAAGCUGGGUCAGACUAGUAUGGCUAUUUUGAGACAACUAGGGCACUUGGGCCAUGAAUCUGUGAUGGUCGAUGAAGCAGAACUGGAGAUUCAUCAGCGACUUCAGGAAUUAUAUAUAUCUACAAGGGCUGCGAAGCAUUUCCAGAGGGAUAUUGUUCGUGGUGUAGAAGGAUAUAUAUCAACAAGUAAAAAACAAAUGGAAAUAGCUAGAAAGUUGGCAGAUAAUUGUUAUAAAUACGGGGGUGAGAAUCAAAAUAAUCCUUCUACCUUGCCAAAGGUUGCCGUGGAAUUUGGAACUUCACAUGCUGCAAUGGAAGAUCAAAGGGAAAUUAUGCUAGGAGUACUUGGACAACAGGUUUGUGAGCCGUUGAGAGCAUCAAUACAUGGUGCUCCUUUAGAAGAUGCUCGCCAUUUGACUCACCGCUAUGACAGAAUGCGCCAGGAGUUUGAAUCCCAGGCUACUGAAGUAAUAAGACGCCAAUCAAAGUUUAGAGAAGCUUCUACUGAAAGUUUGGCAAAGCUUAAAAAUGCAGAAACAAGAUUGUCGGAGCUCAAAUCUUCGGUGUUGGUUCUUGGCAAAGAAGCAACUGAUGCCAUGUUAUCUGUAGAGGAGGAGCAGCAGCAGAUUACUUUCCAAAAGCUUCGUACCAUGGUCGAUGCUGAAAGAUCUUAUCAUCAGAAUGUUGUUUCCAUUUUGGAGAAGUUGUAUUCUGAGAUGCUUGAAGAAGAGCAAUUAAAUGAGUCAUCUCCACAAUCUUCAAAUUCACCAAGAGUUUUGCAUGAUACAACUUCAAAUGGAACUGAGCAUCCAGAAGCUGAGGAUAAAAGUCCUACCCAUUUUAGUGCCAAGGUACCCUUCUCAAAAAAUUUUAGUGCCAAGGUCAUGCACUCGUUUGAAGCCCAAGCAGAUGGCGAGCUAAGUCUAGAGGUUGGCGAUGAUGUGGUAGUUCGGCAGGUAGCUCCAAAUGGAUGGUCUGAAGGAGAAUGCAACGGUAAGUCCGGUUGGUUUCCCUCGGCUUAUGCUGAAAAGUCACACAAAGUACCAGCAAGCAAAAUGGCGGAAACGGAUACCACCCCAUAAGAUAAAACACUAAAUUAUCAUGCUACCUUCAUAUAAACCUUUGCUUUUUUGUAAAUUUCCACUUGUAUAGGUGUUUGAGGAGUUCUCCAUUUUGCUUUUUUUUUUUUUUUUUUUUUUUCUUCUCCCGAUGUAAAUGCAUCAAAGCUUAUAAUCAAGUUUAUUAUUUGCUGA
This is a messenger RNA of Lycium ferocissimum, 1966 nucleotides long. RefSeq names its product SH3 domain-containing protein 2-like. Gene Ontology annotation, molecular function: protein binding. Bases 734 to 1795 code for a protein of 353 amino acids. Lineage: Eukaryota; Viridiplantae; Streptophyta; Magnoliopsida; Solanales; Solanaceae. The transcript is spliced from 10 exons. The record is from RefSeq and is a predicted model, not a curated record.